GCUUCCCCUUUGCCCUGCCCGGCGGGCGCCGGCAACUGUGGCGGCGGCGGCGGCUGCUGCUGCUCCACCUCGCCACCAUUGCGGGCCGGGGAGGGCGCCCCAUUGAAGGCUCCCCCCCCCGCCCCCGAAGAUCGCCCCAAAGCCUUCCCUUCCCCCGGCGGCAGUGAUGCAGCAUCCGCAGCCCUAAGAGCGAGAAAAAAGUUCGGGGGCGGAGGGGGAAAGGAACAGAAAAGCGAAAGUUUGGCGUUCCGGCGCCGGGGAGCGGGGCGAAGUUGGCGGGGGCCCCUGCCCAGGAAGGUAAUCCCACCUGUGAGCUGCAGCCAAAUUUGACCCAAAAUGGCCGGCGCUUCCGUCAAAGUGGCCGUCCGGGUCCGGCCAUUCAACGCCCGCGAAAUCAGCCGGGACGCCAAAUGUAUCAUUCAGAUGCAGGGGAAAACAACCUGUAUCGCCAACCCCAAACAGGCAAAAGAUGCCCUCAAGAAUUUCACCUUUGACUACUCCUACUGGUCUCACACCUCGGAAGAGGACCCCAACUUUGCUUCCCAGAGGCAGGUCUACAAGGACAUCGGGGAGGAGAUGCUCCUGCACUCCUUCGAGGGCUACAACGUCUGCAUCUUCGCCUACGGGCAGACGGGCGGCGGCAAGUCCUACACCAUGAUGGGCAAGCAGGAGAAGGACCAGCAAGGCAUCAUCCCUCAGCUCUGCGAAGACCUCUUUGCCCGAGUGAACGAGAACAAAUGCCCCAACCUCUCGUACUCCGUGGAGGUGAGCUACAUGGAAAUCUACUGCGAGCGCGUGCGCGACCUCCUCAACCCCAAGAGCCGCGGGAACCUCCGUGUGCGGGAACACCCCAUCAUGGGCCCUUACGUCGAGGACCUCUCCAAGCUGGCCGUCACCUCCUACGAAGACGUUGCUGACCUUAUGGAUUGUGGCAACAAAGCCAGGACUGUCGCAGCCACCAACAUGAACGAAACCAGCAGCCGCUCCCAUGCCGUUUUCACUAUCGUGUUUACGCAGCGCCGCCACGACGAACUCACAGACCUCGACACAGAGAAGGUUAGCAAAAUCAGCCUGGUGGACCUGGCAGGGAGCGAGCGGGCGGAUUCGUCAGGAGCCAAGGGCACGAGGCUAAAGGAAGGCGCCAACAUCAACAAAUCUCUCACCACGCUGGGCAAAGUUAUCUCCGCGCUGGCAGAGAUGCAAAACAACAAGAAAAAGAAGUCUGAGUUCAUCCCCUAUCGUGACUCGGUGCUCACCUGGUUGCUGAAAGAGAACUUGGGGGGCAAUUCCCGCACAGCCAUGAUCGCUGCCCUCAGCCCAGCUGACAUCAACUAUGAGGAGACACUCAGCACCCUCCGUUACGCCGACCGCACCAAGCAGAUUCGCUGCAACGCCGUCAUCAACGAAGAUCCCAAUGCCCGCCUCAUCCGGGAGCUCAAAGAGGAGGUGGCCAGGCUCCGAGACCUCCUCUCUGCCCAGGGGCUCUCGGCCACCACCUUUGCUGGCGCGAAGCCUGACGACCCGGGGGGCGGACUGGGCCUCCCCAUCUCACCCUUUGCCCCGAGUGAGGACUCCUCCCUCCUCCUGGAGCCCCUGCCCCUCAACGGGGAGUCUGAGUCAUACCCCGACAUGGAGGAGGAGAUGAUUUGCACAGAAGAGGCUAUGGAGAGGCUCCAGGAGACGGAAAAGAUGAUCGCGGAGCUCAACGAGACCUGGGAGGAAAAGCUGCGGAAGACAGAGGCCAUCCGCAUGGAGCGAGAGGCUCUCCUGGCAGAGAUGGGCGUGGCUCUCCGGGAGGAUGGGGGCACUGUGGGGGUCUUUUCCCCCAAGAAGACUCCGCACCUGGUAAACCUGAACGAGGAUCCGCUGAUGUCCGAGUGCCUCCUCUACCACAUCAAGGACGGCGUCACCCGAGUUGGCCAGCAGAACGUGGACAUCAAGCUGACGGGGCAGUUCAUCAGAGAGCAGCACUGUGUCUUCUGCAGCGUCACCAAUGAGUCUGGAGAAGUGGUCGUCACCCUGGAGCCUCGCGAAGGUGCUGAGACCUACGUCAAUGGGAAGCAGGUGCUGGAGCCGCUGGUGCUGAGAUCAGGCAACCGCAUCGUCAUGGGCAAGAACCACGUUUUCCGCUUCAACCACCCAGAGCAGGCGCGGCUGGAACGGGAGCGCAACACCCCCGCGGAGAGCCAGGCCGAGCCAGUCGACUGGAACUUUGCCCAGCGGGAGCUGCUGGAGAAGCAAGGAAUCGACAUCAAGCUGGAGAUGGAGAAGAGGCUUCAGGAUCUGGAGACGCAGUAUCGUCGUGAGAAGGAGGAGGCGGACUUGCUUCUGGAGCAGCAAAGACUGUACGCAGACUCCGACAGCGGGGACGACUCGGACAAGCGCUCCUGCGAGGAGAGCUGGCGCCUGAUCUCGUCUCUGCGCGAGAAGCUCCCGGCCACCAAGGUGCAGACCAUCGUGCGCCGCUGCGGCCUGCCCAGCUCAGGCAAGAAGCGGGAGCCGCUCCGCGUCUACCAGAUCCCCCAGCGGCGGCGGGCGGCGAAGGACCCCCGCUGGCUGACCCUGGCCGACCUCAAGAUGCAGGCGGUCAAGGAGAUCUGCUACGAGGUGGCCCUCAACGACUUCCGCCACUCGCGCCAGGAGAUCGAGGCCCUGAGCAUCGUCAAGAUGAAGGAGCUGUGCCGCCUCUACGGAAAGCGCGACCCCAACGAGCGCGACAGCUGGCGCGCCGUGGCCCGUGACGUCUGGGACACGGUGGGCGUGGGCGAGGCUGACGGCACGGUGGGGGGAGGAGGAGGAGGGGGCUCCUCGGAGGUCCGCACGGGAGGCACACCCGGCACAGAUGUGGACGACCUCCGGGCCCACAUCGACAAGCUGACCGACAUUCUGCAGGAGGUGAAGAUCCAGAACAACAUGAAGGACGAGGAGAUCCGGGCGCUGAGGGACCGUGUGGUCAAGAUGGAGCGUGUCAUCCCCAUCUCAGCCCAGGAGGACGAAGACCUCGAGAACGAGUGGGGCUCGCUGCUCUUCUCCGAGGGGCUCGCUCCGUCAGAGGAGGAGGACCCCAAGGAGGACCGGGCGGGUGGCCAGGACUCUCUGACCCCCGGGGAGGAGAGGAGGGGCCCAUCCCCGCCCUCCCCGACCUGCUGUGACCGCGUCUCCCGCCUGAUGGAGAAGGACCCGGCCUUCCGCCGCGGGCGACUCCGCUGGCUGCGCCAGGAACAAGCGCGGCUCCAGAGCCUGCAGCAGCAGCAGCUGGCCAAGGCCCUGCGCCGCACCCAGCCCCACGCCGCCCCGGGCAAAUUCAUCCCCCCACAGGACUGCAAACUGCGGUUCCCCUUCAAGAGCAACCCCCAGCACCGCUACUCCUGGGCGCCCGGCUCCGCAUUCAUGGUGGAGAGCGAGCCGGCCGCCGGCCAGGCGAAGGAGGAGAAGGGGGCUGAGUCCUGCCCCCCGCGGCCCGCCAGCCCCCGCCCCGCCCGGAAAAGCAGCCCCGCGCCCCAGCAGAACAGGCGCUCUGGCCCGCCGCGCCGCAACUCCCUGGAAGGCGGGCAGGCGCGUGGGAGGCGGGGCCCCGCGCAGGAGCACUACCAGGCCCGCAAGCACAACUACUACCCCCGCCAGCACCAGCCCUACCCGCAGCACCGGCCUGCCAACCCCCCGGACGGCGGCCCCCCGCCCCGCAUGCGCCGGCAGAGGUCAGCCCCCAACCUGCAGCAAGAGCGUGAGAGCGCCGUGUGACCCGGGAGGAUCUGGCGCUCCCUGGCCGGACGGAAGCAGGAGGUUGGGGCGCACAGGGAGGUGGCAGCAGUAGCCUCAGGUCGUGGGAGCCCCCCCGGACCGCUGCCCACCUGCCAUGGACGGACAUGACCCUUGUUCUGCAGCACAGAGCUUCCUUUGGGUGGGGCGUGGGAAACCUGGGUGAUGGAGGGUGGGUGUUUAAGCGCUGCUGCGGUUUCAGGAGGUGCUGAGUCGGAUCAGCAGGGUCUUUCCUGGUGAGAAAAUCCAAAGAGGUCGCUGUAGGGUUGGUUUUUUUUUGUAAUAGGAACGGGUUUAG
Molecule: messenger RNA, 4057 nt
Organism: Lacerta agilis (Sand lizard)
Lineage: Eukaryota; Metazoa; Chordata; Lepidosauria; Squamata; Lacertidae
Gene: KIF1C
Product: kinesin family member 1C
Exons: 22
Coding region: 337-3741 (1134 amino acids)
Biological process (GO): microtubule-based movement; cytoskeleton-dependent intracellular transport; vesicle-mediated transport
Cellular component (GO): microtubule; axon; dendrite
Molecular function (GO): microtubule binding; ATP hydrolysis activity; ATP binding
Source: RefSeq, a predicted model, not a curated record